Messenger RNA from Arachis stenosperma, 1231 nucleotides. RefSeq names its product WRKY DNA-binding transcription factor 70-like. Gene Ontology annotation, biological process: regulation of DNA-templated transcription. The record is from RefSeq and is a predicted model, not a curated record. The transcript has 3 exons. Gene Ontology annotation, molecular function: DNA-binding transcription factor activity; sequence-specific DNA binding. NCBI's taxonomy places the organism in Eukaryota, Viridiplantae, Streptophyta, Magnoliopsida, Fabales, Fabaceae. The coding region runs from base 115 to 1056 and encodes 313 amino acids.
CCUCACUAUAGUAGUGUUCGUGCUUGUGGUAGUGACAAAAAAAUUGUGACACCCCAAGAACAAGGAAAACUACUUGUUAUUUACAGAGUUUGAAUCAAAUUUCCAAAAUAUAUUAUGGUUAUUACGGAGAAUAUUAGUAAUGGUAAUAAUUUAUUGGGUCGUAGGAAGGCAAUUGAGGAGCUUGAGAAGGGUCGUGAAUUUGCAAACAAGCUUAGGGUUGUGAUCAGUGGUGGUGAAGGGGGUGUUGAUGGUGAACAACUUGUGGAGAAGGUUCUUAUGUCAUUCACAAACUCACUCUUGAUCUUGAACAAGAACACUGGUUCUAAUAAUUGUGAUGAGGUCUAUGAUGUUCCUUCUUCAUGUGGGAUCAAUCCAACCAAGUCUGAGGAUUCACUUGAGAGUAAUUGCAAGAGCUCCGUUCAUAAAGAACGUAGAGGGUGUUACAAGAGAAGAAGGACUUCACAAGUAUUGGAGAAGGAGUCUGAAGCUCCAAUUGAUGAUGGUCAUCAGUGGAGAAAGUAUGGCCAAAAAGUUAUCCUUAAUACCAAACAUCCAAGGAACUAUUACAGAUGCACUCACAAAUAUGACCAAGGUUGUCUAGCAACAAAACAAGUGCAACAAGUUGAAGAUGAACCAACACUUUACAAGACCACAUACUAUGGAAACCACACUUGUAGGAACACCCUGAACCCUACAAUCAUAUUGGAUGAAUCCAAUGAUUCUCCUUCACAAUCUUCAAUGUUCCUCAGCUUUGAUAAUUCCCUACCAACAAAACAAGAAUGUCCUAUUUUCCUCUCAUCAUCAUCUGUAGUAAUCAAGAAGGAAGAGGAGUUCAAGGAGGAGGACCUGAAUAAUAAUAAUAAUAAUAAUAAUAAUGUUCCUUCAUGUUCUUCAAAUGAUUACAUGAUAUCUUCGGAGCUUACUUUUGAUAACUACUCAACGCAUCAUCAUGUUAAUGCUUUAUCAUCAACACUUGACUCAGAUGAUGUUAUUUCUUAUGAUCCUUCUCAGCUUGAUGAUGCCAUUGAGCAUUUCUUUGUUACUAAUAUAUAUUGAUGAAUUUUGGAUUUUAGAUAUGUUUUCCUUUGUAAGUUUUGCCCCCUUCUAAUUAUGUAGCUUGAAGUGUUUGAUUUAGAUAGAUAGGUAGCUUGGGGUCCGAUCCAUGUAUCUCUCAUCUGUUAAAUAUGUACUUCUCUUCCAUUUUCAAUGAAAAAAAUUGUUAAUUAUUUUA